This is a messenger RNA of Sabethes cyaneus, 2137 nucleotides long. RefSeq lists its product as uncharacterized. Lineage: Eukaryota; Metazoa; Arthropoda; Insecta; Diptera; Culicidae. The record is from RefSeq and is a predicted model, not a curated record. The transcript has 4 exons. Bases 158 to 826 code for a protein of 222 amino acids.
UCACACGUCUUUUGCAUAUCAGAAUUGAAAUAAAGUUUAUAAGUUAUACUGCAGCGUAGUCAACUAGAACUUUGUGUAUUUACGCCUAAAACUGUACUUUGAAAGUGGACAUUUUUUGAAAAAAAAAAGAGUUUAAAUUGUGUAUCGAGGUUACUGAAUGCGGGUAUUCGAAAAAGUAAGAUCUACAAUGGACACAAUGCAGAGGAGAAAUAGUUUGAAUAUAGCCUUCGGCAAGUGGUGGACAAAUCCGGGCUCCAGCAGUAGCGGCAAAAGUUCGUCCUUUAGCAGUACCGUGGCAAUUCAGAAACUACGUGAAUCCAAAUGGUUUGAUUCGGGCGAAGAGCGCAUCUUUUGUGCAGUAAUCGAAGCCGGAUUUAUUGUUGAACUGCGCCAUCCUGAAACCAGUGAGAGCUGGUUUGGUGUAACGGCCAUCGAGACGAAGAAAUCAAUGAAACCUGUCGCGGAAAACAUUAAAAUCUAUUCUGUCAAACUUUCCGAUAGUCACAAGAGGCUGAAAAUCUACAACACCUCGCUAGAUAAACUCUGGCAGCAAGGAUAUCGAAUUCGGAUUAACAAUCUGUGCGAUAAGACCAAAAAACCUCACAACGAAAAAGAUAUUCUGGCACAGGUCAAGCAUGCAAACAAAACUAAAAUGACAUUUCAUAACAGUCAGCAUUUUGCCGAAUUCUGCCGAUACGGUGAUCGUCCGCAGGACAACCGGAAGCGACAAAUAUCCGAAUGUGCUAAAUGGGGCGGCACAAACAUGGGCGCCACAAUAAUUUAUUUUGCAAUGCAAUCACGUAACGCGCAUUCAAAUUCAAGAUGAAGAAACAGCGAAUUUGCAUCGCAACACCGACGACCAACCGGUGCUGACAAAUUAAUAUCGCCUGUUUUUUUUAAUCACUGUAAUUGGAACUACCUAACGUUUUAGUUCUGGCAGGAAAUAAGACUUACCCGAAGAUGUGACUGUAUAGACUUUUAGGAUUAUAUUUAAAGGUAUACAUGCUUAAGUUAACCAUAAGAACUCGCUUGGUUUUGUCGCGUGCUUCGGCAUAGAGUUAAUAAACCUAAUUAUACAGAUUUGUUUUUAUUUAAAAUAGGCAACUAUUUACCUACAAAAUAUAUAACUAAAAGUGUCAGAGAGAGGCAAGCCACUCUAAAAUAAUUAAAUAUUACAUAUUAGUCAUUGGCGUGUCCAGAUCUUGACACAGGCUGGAGAACCAACCUUUCAAAACAUGAUUUGGCUUAGAAAACAUCCAGCAACCAUAUGAUUAGGCAAUUUUGUCGAUUGAUUUAUGGUAGAAAUACCGGAUGAUUAGGUUAAAUGCCUUGGACAUCCAGAUUACAUAGUGAUUCAUUUAUUUAAAUUCAAUUUUGCAGAGGAGGCAAGGUAGCCUCAGUGUGGCCUAGUCUAGGCACGCCAGUGCUCAUCCUGUAUAGUUACAUUGAUCGAUAUAAAUUAUGUUGUUUUAUACUUUAAUAUUAUAAUUUCUAAGUUUUUGCAACAUUACGAUUUACAAUUAAAAGCCCAAAAUAUAUCAACAAAUAUUUUAUCGAUAACGAUUUAAAUGUUACCUUCAGGGGAAAAUAGUCGUCAUCGAUUCUGCCAAUUUCAAAAGCAGUUUUUUGUUUGAAAAAAAAAAAUUCUGUUCAUGAAAAUAUAUUUGCAGUGUUCAGAUUGGCAAGAAGAAUGCAGUAUUUACAUUUUUAUAAACAAAAUCCCGCUUUUGGGCCCAAAAACUGCUUCCGAAAUUGGGCUCUCCGACGAAAAGUUAAUGACUACUAAUUUCCCGUUAAUCAUACUUGAUGUGUUUGUAACUGUUUCUGCUCGGCUAGCUAAAAGCAAUUUUGUUUAUUAGUCAAUACUGUUGCGAUUCAACAUAUUCUACAGUGAAACGAGGUUUAUUCAGUCAAUUAUGAAGUGCGAUUCUUACUCACUUUUCUUAGUAAACAGCAUUUAAUCUGUUUAGAAAAAAGAUGGUGAUGCACUGUACUUAGUAUGUAAAUUUUUUAAAACCAAAGCAAUAAUAAGAAGGUAACUUUGAAACAUAAUAAUACUUUUCAUUUCAAAUUUUGUUUGGAAUUCAACGGCAUCGUCAAACUUUUUCGACCUGGUGAUAAUGCAAAUCUUUGUAAA